Messenger RNA from Brassica rapa (field mustard), 2505 nucleotides. RefSeq lists its product as uncharacterized. The record is from RefSeq and is a predicted model, not a curated record. NCBI's taxonomy places the organism in Eukaryota, Viridiplantae, Streptophyta, Magnoliopsida, Brassicales, Brassicaceae.
CAUUAAAAGAAAGAGAGAAAAUAAAAAAGUUGCUGUGGUUUCCUUAUUCCCCACGCUUAUUUAUUUAUUGUGUUGGUCUCCUUAUCUGCUUAUUUUAGUCACGUGUUACGGCUAAGAGCCACAUCAUUGCUGACUUCUCUACAAUCCAUCCGUACAUAGAUUUUUUUGUCAACGAAUCUGUUAUCUAACCAGCGAUUUAAUUGAUUAGUCGUUAAUCAAUUCACCAUAUAUUGAAUUCAAACUUCUUUUUCUAUUUCAAAAAUAGUUCCGUCCACACGAACGCCGCGUACAAUCGGUUCUAAAUAUGGUUUUUUAUUUGAACCGUAUAAAAAAUUUAUUACAUAAAUUGAAUGUGAAGAUUUUAUUUUGAAAUUUUAUGUUGCGUACCUUCUAGUUGGGUAAGUUGACAAUUAAAUAGACUUUUUUUUUUUUGUAACACAAUUAAAUAGACUUUGUAGGUCAAUUUUACAGAGUAGAUAGAUAAGAAGAAAGACCAUUUAUACAAACGCACAUCCACGUAUAAUACAAACAACUGUACAAUGCAGUCAUCUAAAAUAACCAUACCAAUCGUAUUCACACGUUGAGUAAAAAGAAAAUUAAAAACUGGUUGUGCAAUCCCUUUUCUCAACAAUAAUAACAAUAGAAGAAAUUUUAUCAACGAAAAUUCCAGUAACUAAAUAUAUGAUCAGUUUGAUCACUUUUUACAUUUUUCUCUUGAUCUUACAAAAUUAAGCAAUAUUGUCUAAAUUAACUUGUUUAGGUUAGUCAAAAUAUUCUGUGACUUUAAUAGAAAGGUGCAUGCAUAUCAUAAAUACGUGUAAGACAAGAGUCAACUAACAAGCUAAGCAUACGCGUCAGCAACCGGUUUGAGAAAAGACAAAACCGCAACUGGUUUUUGUCUCUUCCUUUUUGUUCGGCCGGUUCGGUAAUAUAGCUUACGACUUACGUCCCCAUCUUGGUCUAUUUAUAUCCUCUCUGUAACAUACUCUGUCUCUACGCGUCCUCUCUCUAUCUCUUAGUUGUCAAUUACUCUCUCUCAAGCGAUCAGAAUUCAAGUUUUGUUUUCCGAAGUUUUUAACCUAAAGACUCGAAAGAAAAACUCAAAUGGGUCUUUGUGUAUCUGUUGGUCGUAGCGACUGCGAUUCUUCUCCGGCGGCUAAAAUCGUGACGGUUAACGGCGAUCUCCGGGAAUACAAUGUCCCGGUGUUAGCUUCACAGGUUCUUGAAGCAGAAUCAAUGGCUUCUUCGUCUUCCUCUCGGCCUUCCUCUUAUUUUCUAUGUAAUUCAGAUUCUCUCUAUUACGAUGACUUCAUACCGGCGAUAGAGCCGGAGGAGAUUCUUCAGGCGGAUCAAAUAUAUUUCGUUCUCCCUGUCUCCAAACGUCAGUACCGUCUCACGGCGUCCGACAUGGCGGCUCUCGCGGUGAAAGCCAGCGUCGCGAUGGAGAAAGCUGCGAAGAAUAAAAAUCGCCGUCGCAAGAGCGGGAGGAUAUCUCCGGUGAUGACGUUGAAUCAGCCUAACGAACGGCUCGUCGCCGUUAAUAGAAGUUCGAUGAUGAUGAUGCAAAAGGGAAACCUACCGAAUAAAACGACGCAGUUUAAGAGUACUGAUACAAUCAGUUAUUACCGGUCCGGUUCGGUACGGCAAUUGAAAAGAUAUGCGUCUGGGAAAGCUAGGAAGCUUGCGGCUCGGUCGAUUAAAAGACUCUCAACAAUCCACGAAGAAAACAUUUUUUAGUUCUCUAAGAAUACCUUUUUUUUUUUGUUACGGAAAUUAUUGUUAUGUUAAAUGUUUGAAAUUUUUUUACAAAAAAAAAAAGAAAAUGUUUGAAAUUUAAAAAAAAAAACUCUCUGUAAAUUACAGUGUUCACUUUAUUUCUGUGAUAUUAUAUUUUCCCGUUUUGUUAUGUCAUGUAUAAUAAUAUAUGCGCACUAGCUUAUAAGCUAUAAAUCAAGUACGUAUCAAACAUUCACACUGUGGGACUUUCAUGAAGAUACAACAUGCAUAUAUUUAAACAUACUUUGAGUUAAUUAACUUUAUUGUUCGUAUCUUCAAAAUGAUAUGAACUAGUGUAAAGUUUGUUCAAUGAUAUUUACUCUUCCUUGGUCAAAAUUUGAUAAAUGCAUAUUAUAUUAUACACACUGGUAUUUCGGAUACUGUUAGUUUAAUUUUUCAAAAUUUUGAAAAUAUAGUUGCUUUGGUUAUAGUCAAUUUAAAUGGUUCGUACUUGAUCAGUAAUUUUUCUGAAUAUGUAAGAUAUGAUUAGAUUCUGCCGAACAUUUGAUAAGUUUGGUCCGUAGCCCACCAGUCAUCAGUCUCACCGGUUUGAUGUUUGAUUCUAUGUUUAAAGCAGUAUAGACAAAAAAAAACUAUUUAUUUAUUUGAGGGAUGAAAUAUGGUAAGUCCAGUCUCCUCUUUAGCAUAGUCCUUGAAAAUUACUAGACAUGGAACUAUAGAGAAAAAAUCAGUUGCAAAAAAAAAAAAAAAAAAAAAACUAUAGAGAAA